Acanthisitta chloris (rifleman) is the source of this 591-nucleotide messenger RNA. RefSeq names its product cryptic protein-like. The transcript has 6 exons. The record is from RefSeq and is a predicted model, not a curated record. Lineage: Eukaryota; Metazoa; Chordata; Aves; Passeriformes; Acanthisittidae. The coding region runs from base 1 to 591 and encodes 196 amino acids.
AUGUACUGGAGAAAUCAUGUUACAAUUCUUUUCACUGUGACUCUGGUCUGGCAGGCUAUUCAUUUAGGAAAAGGUAAGGAAAAAGAACGUGAAGAAUAUGUGAAAAGUCUCAAUGCCACAGCACAAAAGCAGCAUCCCAAGAAUCAAGGGACUUUCAUAAGUGCUCUCAAUGACAUGAAUCAGAGUUAUGAAAGCAGAAAGCAGCACAGUUCCCGGUCAUUGGUACCUUUCACUGGAAUUACAGAGAGUAAAAAACUGAACAGACACUGCUGCCAAAACGGAGGGACCUGUAUCCUAGGGACUUUCUGUGCCUGCCUAAAGCAUUUCACUGGCAGAUACUGUGAACAUGAUGAGCGCAACUGCGGUAGCAUUGCCCAUGGUGCCUGGGUGCUGAAGGGCUGUUGGCUGUGUAGGUGCGGCUAUGGUACUCUGAACUGCCUCUCAGAAAUAAAGCACAAUAACUGUGAUCUGAAAUCGGAAAAGGAGAAAAUUACCAGACUGCAUUCUAGUGGAUUAAGAUUACAACAAGCAUUUUUUGCAUUGGCUUGCCUGCUCACCAUCCUCCUGGUGCUCUGCUGCUGGCAGUUGUGA